Setaria italica (foxtail millet) is the source of this 2403-nucleotide messenger RNA. Its product is annotated as sulfate transporter 2.1. Gene Ontology annotation, molecular function: secondary active sulfate transmembrane transporter activity. Gene Ontology annotation, biological process: transmembrane transport. Lineage: Eukaryota; Viridiplantae; Streptophyta; Magnoliopsida; Poales; Poaceae. Gene Ontology annotation, cellular component: membrane. The transcript has 12 exons. Bases 94 to 2061 code for a protein of 655 amino acids. The record is from RefSeq and is a predicted model, not a curated record.
UCAACUUAGAGCAGUGAAAUACACCUGAAUCAUCCAAGAUUCACGCGGAUCUGUGCUGCUUGCCUGAAAUCUUUUAGGGACCAAUAUGAUGUGAUGGAAUCUUGGCAGUUCUCUCAGGGAGUUCACCCAAACACUUCAAAACUAGCCAUCGAGCCUAUGGCAAGCGAGGCAUCUGUACCCAAAAGGGAAGGUUUUGCAGACCUGGUGCUGCAAGGGCCAGAGCCUCCAAGCCUGUGGUAUGAACUUAUUGGCAUGCUUAGAAAGGCAGUUCGCUACCGAAGUGCAGAUAAGCAUUUCACACUCUCUGUGUGCGCAAUGUCAAUUCUGCAUAGUCUGUUUCCAAUACUUGAAUGGUCGAAAAGCUACAGCUUGAAGUCUUUUCGAAGCGACGUCAUGGCUGGUCUUACUCUCGCAAGCCUUAGCAUUCCACAGAGCAUUGGAUAUGCAAAUCUGGCAAAACUGGAUCCUCAGUAUGGUCUUUAUACAAGUGCCGUGCCACCUCUUGUAUAUGCUGUUAUGGGGACCUCUAGGGAGAUAGCCAUCGGACCAGUUGCAGUUGUGUCACUCUUGCUUUCAUCAAUGGUUCAGAAGAUAGCUGACCCAGCCAUCGAUCUGGCUUCCUAUCGGAAAAUGAUUUUCACUGUGACAUUCCUUACUGGUGUCUUCCAAUUUGCAUUUGGUCUGUUGAGGUUGGGUUUCCUUGUGGAUUUUCUCUCACAUGCUGCAAUCACUGGAUUCAUGGGAGGAGCUGCCAUUGUUAUUGGACUGCAGCAGUUGAAGGGGCUACUUGGGCUUAGUCAUUUCACAAGUAACACAGAUAUUGUAUCUGUCACCAGAGCAGUUUGGGUUUCUGUUCAUGAACCAUGGCACCCCGAGAACUUCUUCAUUGGAUGUUCCUUUUUCCUGUUCAUUCUUGGCAUGAGAUUCAUAGGUCGGAAAAAUAAGAAGCUCUUCUGGGUCUCAGCGAUUGCACCUGUGCUCUCAGUUGCAUUAUCUACUCUCAUGGUUUAUAUGACUAGAGCUGAUAACCGUGGUGUGAAAAUCAUACAAAAAGUGGAUGCAGGCAUCAAUUCGAGUUCAGUCAAGCAGAUAAAUCUCAAUGGACCCUAUGUUACAGAAUGUGCAAAGAUAGCUCUUAUUUGUGCUGUUAUUGCUCUAACGGAAGCAAUUGCUGUUGGUCGCUCCUUUUCAGUCAUAAACGGAUAUAAAUUGGAUGGCAAUAAGGAAAUGGUAGCAAUGGGCUUCAUGAAUGUAGCAGGAUCCUUAUCAUCUUGCUAUGUGGCAACAGGGUCUUUCUCCCGGACAGCUGUAAACUUCACAGCUGGCUGUAAGACAGCCGUGUCAAAUGUUGUCAUGGCUGCCACUGUGAUGGUUGCCUUGGAGCUGCUCAUGAAGCUCCUGUUCUAUACACCAGUGUCCAUACUUGCAUCAAUCAUUCUGUCAGCACUUCCAGGGCUGAUCAAUGUGCACGAAAUCUGCAUCCUGUGGAAAGUCGACAAGAUGGACUUCCUCACAUGCAUGGGUUCAUUUCUUGGUGUCCUAUUUGGAUCAGUGGAGAUUGGGCUUUCAGUUGCAGUUGGUGUCUCCUUUGCAAAGGUUAUUGUACACUCAGUUCGGCCUCAGGUCCAGAUCCUCGGUAGGCUUCGGGGAACAAACAUAUUCUGCAACAUCAAGCAGUAUCCAAUGGUUUGUCAAACACCAGCUGUUCUGACCACACGCAUUGACACCUCAUUCCUCUGCUUCAUAAACGCCAAUUUCAUCAGAGAAAGGAUUACAGGAUGGGUAACCGAAAAGCUUGAGGAAAUCCGCUCCGUCGUUCUUGACAUGUCAAAUGUGGUGAACAUUGACACCGCAGGUCUUGCAGCGCUGGAAGAACUGCACAAGGAGCUGGUGUCUCGUGGCAUACAGAUGGCUAUAGCUAGCCCUGGAUGGCAGGUGAUCCACAAGAUGAAACUAGCACAGCUCAUCGACGGAACUGGAGAAGCCUGGAUCUUCCUCACGGUUGGCGAAGCUGUGGAAGCGUGCCUGGCCAAUAAGAAGGGCGGCGACCUGGAAUGCUGAAUUUGCUGCGGCGCUUUGCAAAAUAAACAUAUGGGUGUGGUAAUCAGUAUUUCUAUCUACUGUGCCCACGGCAGUGGAUUUCGCUAUCGUGCAAGCUGAUGCAGCUCUUGAAGUGUUCCACGGGUUGUGCGACACGCUUCGGUCAGAGGAGCUCUUGAGCACGCAGAAGCGUGGCGUCUGCAUAGAAUAAAGAAUACUGUGUGAACUGUGGUGUGAUGUGUAUAGGGGUACCCGGUCAGCAUGCGAGUGCUGCUUGUGAUUGUAUUUUGCAUGAUUGGAAUUUGGUGCCAAUAAAAGCUUGUGUUUGCUGCUAGCCUGCCUGAAGGCCUGUAGCCAAACAAA